This is a messenger RNA of Plasmodium falciparum 3D7, 6219 nucleotides long. RefSeq lists its product as uncharacterized. The record is from RefSeq and is a predicted model, not a curated record. Gene Ontology annotation, molecular function: actin binding. Lineage: Eukaryota; Apicomplexa; Aconoidasida; Haemosporida; Plasmodiidae.
AUGGAAAAAUAUUUUAUGAAAAAAAUAAAAGGAGUAUUUUCCACUUUUAAAAAGGAUAACCCGAACAUUAAUAAUAAUAACAAUCAUAAUAAUACCAAUAAUAAUAAUAACAAUCAUAAUAAAAGCAACAAUAAUAAUAGUACUAAUAGUAAUCGUAAUGAUGAUGAUAAUAUUAACCGACAAUCUACCCAGGAAAACAAUUCCACCGUGGGAAACAAAAGAAUCGUUGGAAUGACGAAUGAUACAUAUAAACAAGAAAAAGAUUUGAACUAUUUCUUUUCUGAGAAUAAAGAAAGAAAAGAAGAAUCAAACAGUAAUCACAAAAAGAAAAACCUUAAAAACAAAGGACAGAAGAAAUUGGAUAGUAAUGAGAAGGAUAUGCCAGAGUUUAGUAAAAAAAUGAAAUAUACCAAAUUAUAUCAAAAAGAAAAUAUGUUGUCAAUAGAUAAUUAUAUAAAAAUAAAUAAGAAACAUAGUUUACAUUUUGUAAAAAGAAAAUAUACAAAAAGAAAACUUAUGGCUUCCAAUAUACAAAAUAUAUGUAAUUUUAUAACAGACAAAAAUAAAAAUGAGAAUAGUAGAACUAAGAAAGUUGAAAGUUUAGAUGAUUAUAAGGAAGAAAAUAAAAACACACCUAACAAGGUGGAUGAAGAAAAAAAAAUGAAUUUGCAAUAUGAACAAGAACAUAAUAAUACAAAUGUAGCACAAGAAACAAAAGGAGGGAAAAAAAAAAAGAAAAAAAAUGUAGAUAGGAAUCAAAAUAAUUUGAAGGAAGAUAAUUUAAAUAAUGAUUUAUUGAAUGAGGAUAUUCUCACAAAGGGACAAUAUGAUCAUGAUAAUAAUAAUAAGAAGAAUAAUAGUAGUAAUAGUAGCAACAAUAAUAAUAAUAAUAGUAAUAAUAGUAUGAAUGAAUAUAAUAUACUUGAUGAUUCUUCCAAUAUUCAAUUUCAUAAAAAAGAAACACCAUCUAAAAACCAAGGAAAAAACAAAUAUAUAUUCAAAAACGUAGAAAGGAAAAAUACUGCAGUAUAUGAUAAAAACAAAAACACAUCUUUAAAUAAUUAUGGACAGCAACAAAAAAAAAUCAACCGUAUUGAUGAAAUUUUUAAAAACUUAAUAGAGAAAAGGAAAAAAAAAGAAAUGAGACAAAAAUACAUGCUCAAAAAAAAAUUUCUAAUGAAUAAUUAUAAAGGAAAAACGAAUGAAAAUUAUGAACAUGAACAAAGGGAAGGAGAAAAGGAAGAAAAACAAAAGGAAAAUGAUACUUAUGGUGAUUUUGAAGAGUUAGAUGAAGAGAUAGAAAAAGAUGGCGAAGAAAAAGAAGAAGAGGAAGAUGAUAAAAAUGAAGAAGUAGAAGAACAAAAUGAAGAAGUAGUAGAAAAAAAGGAAAAUGUAGAGAAACAAAAGAAUCAUCAAAAUAACAAAACAUCAAAUAAUAUUUAUGACAACAAAUCAUAUGAUCAUCAUGGAAGAAAUACACACUUAUUGAAAAAAGAAAAAAAACAACGAACAAAACAAAUUAGUAAUAAAAAUGUUCCUAUGAUUGAUGAAAGCACUAUAGAAAAAUGUUACAAACAAAUGAGAAUUUUUGCCGAGAAAUUUAGUUCUUUCAAAAAUAAAUUUGACCAAUAUUAUAAUACCAGUGAACAUUGGAAUUUAAAGAAAAAAGGGAAAAAAAGAAAAAAUUCAGUAAACACUAGUGAUAAAGAAAAUAUGGAAAAUUAUUUCUUUGAUGAAGAUUCUAUGAAAAAAGAAACAAACGAACUAGAAGAAUUAAACAAAAAUAUACAGAAACUUUUAAAUGCAAAUAUGUCUAAUGAUAUAAAUGUAGAUAAAAUAAACGAAAUUAAAAAAUAUACACAAGAUAACCAUAAUAAAAGCCUUAUGAAAAAUAUAAAUAUUUCAGAAAGCAUCUAUUUUGAUUGUGAAAAUACAAGUGCUAAAAAAAGAAAAUGUUCUGAUAAUGCUAGUGUAAGUACAAAUGAAGAAAAUUUAAAUAAACUUCUUGAGUAUGCUACAAAUAAAAAAAAUAACAUGAUCAAUUCUGAAGAUGAUAUAAAAACUGAUCAGGAAUAUGAGCGAGACAAGAGGAAGAAAAAUAAAAGAAAAAAGAAUAUAUAUGAUGAUUUGCAAAAAUCAAAUGAAAACAACUCAGAGGAGGUUAUUCAUUUGUUAAGAGAAAAUGAAGAAGAGGAAAAAGAAGAAAAUAAACAAACUAAUAUGGAAAAACGAAAGAAAGGCAGAAAAAAAAAGAAAACUGAAGAUAUACAAUCUGAUAAGGUUAAAAUAGAAAAUGUACAAUCUGAUAAGGUUAAAAUAGAAAAUGUACAAUCUGAUAAGGUUAAAGUAGAAAAUGUACAAAUGGAAAAUGUACAAAUUGAAAAUGUACAAACUGAAAAUGUACAAAUGGAAAAUGUACAAAUGGAAAAUGUACAAAUGGAAAAUGUACAAAUGGAAAAUGUACAUACUGAAAAAGCACAAAAUGAAAAUAUCCAAAUUGAAAAUGUACAUACUGAAAAGGCACAAAAUGAAAAAAUCCAAACUCAAAAUAUCCAAACUGACAAUGUAAAAACUCAAAAUGCCCAACCUGACAAUGUACAAACUCAAAAUGCCCAACCUGACAAUGUACAAACUCAAAAUGCCCAACCUGACAAUGUACAAACUCAAAAUGCCCAACCUGACAAUGUACAAACUCAAAAUGCCCAACCUGACAAUACUCAAUAUAAAAAUGAACCAUUUAAAAUUGAGGCUAUUGAAAAUGUUCUAGAAGAAAAAGAAAACUUAAGUGAUAAACAUUUGGAGAAUCAAGUAGAAGUGGCUAAUGUUUCGAAUGAAGUUUUUGAAACAGAAAUGAAAAAUUUCAACAACUCAAAUGGUAAUAUGGAUAAAGAUAUAAAUAUAAUCGAUAUUCCACACGAAGAUUUAAAUAAAUAUAUAAAAGAUGAACUAAAUAACAAUGACAAUAACAAUAAUCUGUUAAAUAUCCAAAAUGUUGAAAUCAUGGAAUAUGCUGAAAGCAUAAAAAGUGAUAACAUAAUUAAUGAUACUAAAGAGGAUGCUCUACCCAGAAACGAAACCCUCAAUUUUCUCAAACAAGAAUAUGUAUCAAGUAAAGAACAAGAAGAAAAAAAAGACGAAGAAAAAAAUAUUUUAAAUGAACAAGAAUUAAAUGACAUAAACGAAAAAAUGAAACAACAAAAUAACGUUGAUUCCAAAUUACCUCAUUUUGCUAUUGAACAAAGAAAAAAAUUAAUUAAAGAAACAAACCGAUUUUUUAAAAUGUAUAAUUUACAUUUAAAAAUUGAAAAGUUACCUAUUAAUAUUCCGAAUGAUUUAAAAAUACUUAUGCAGAAAAAAAAGAAAAUUGUCGAUAUUAUUAAUGAUUACAAAAUUGUUUUUAAAACAUUACAGAAAUAUGCUGAAAAGGAAAAAAAUAUUUCGGAAGAACAAGAUGGAGAAGAAAGAAAACUGUCACAUGAUAAUCUAGAUAAACAAAAAGAACAACAAAAUGAUGAACAUGAUAAUAAUAAUGAUAGUAAUAAUAAUGAAAAUAAUAAUAAUGAAAAUAAUAAUAAUGACAAUAUUAAUAAUGACAAUAACAAUAAUGACAAUAUUAAUAAUAAUGAUAUAUGUAUUGAUCAUAAAGUAACAAAUAAUAUGGUGCUAAAUACAGAUGGAGAUGAACAAAAUAAAGAACAAAACAUAUCUUCCCAAACGGAUAAAGGAAAUGUAAUUCUUACGACAAAGGAUGAAACAGUUGUUAAUAAAAAUGACAUAUCAUCUGUAUUAAAAGAAGAAAAUGAAGACAAAGAAAAUAAAGAAAAUUCCACACAUAAAGAUCCGGAUUUAUCUCUUGAUGUAAAUGCUGAAACAAAAGAAAAGGUACCCAGAAGAAGAGGAAGGAAAAAAAAAUUAGAAAAAGAAAUAGAAGUACAUGUAGGAAAAAGAAGAGGAAGAAAAAGACAAACUGAAGAUAUAUUAAAUGAUAAUAACAUUAACGAUGAUAGCUUAUAUUAUUUGAGUGAUAGUUCUAAGGAAUUAAUAGAAAAGGAAUUUAAUAAGUUUAUGAACAUAUUUGAAAACAUUAACAGAAAUAAACCAAACGAAUCAAAUGAAUCAAAUGAACCAAAUGAAUCAAAUGAACCAAAUGAACCAAAUGAACCAAAUGAACCAAAUGAACCAAAUGAACCAAAUGAAUCAAAUAAACCAAAUGAAUCAAAUGUACCAAAUGAAUCAAAUGUACCAAAUGAAUCAAAUGAAUCAAAUGUACCAAAUGAAUCAAAUGAAUCAAAUGUACCAAAUGAACCAAAUGUACCAAAUGAAAACAACGAAUCCAAUGAGAAAAAUAUGAAAACAUUCUCUAAUAUGAAUGAUACUUUUAACGAUCAACAAAAAGAUGAAGUUAUUGACGAUGCUACUACAUGCACUUUUAUGGAUCUAAAUAAUUGUACAUAUGGAGAUAACAAGAAUAAUACAAGUGAGUACAACAAGAAUGAUAAACAAACAAACAAAGAACAAUACCGACCAAUUGAUUAUGAUGUAGAGAAGGAAAUACAAAAUUCUGAAAAAUCAGAAUAUUUUGAUAAAUAUGAAAAUUCUUUUAUUCAUCAACUUAUAAACGAUUUAAUACAUAAUAAUUUAGAAGAAGAAAAUUAUAUACAAUUCUCAAAUAUAGAUAAUGAAGAAAUAAAAUACAGAAAAUUAAAAGAGGUAAUAACAAACCUAAAAAUAAAAGAAAAAAAAAUAGACUUAAUUUUAAGUAAUAAUUUGAGUUUUUUCAAAUAUUCCUGUAUGUAUAGAAAGCGUCAAUUAUUACAUGAGAAAAUGUUAGGAAAUUGGAGUUAUGUAGAAAAUACAAUUAAUAAAAGAGAUGAUAUUAGAAAUAAAAAUUUGCCUUUUCAAUUAUUAAAACUAGAACAAAAUAUGUUAGAAAAUAUUUCUAAAUGUUAUGAUGAUAUAUUAUUAGAAGAUUUCUCUGGUAUUAUUAUAACGUUAAAUACAAAUUCUUUUGAAAGAGAAACAGAUGGAAAAAUUAUUAAGGUGUCAAAAGUUAUAUGUGGAUGUUUAAUUGAAUAUCUAGAUAAUACAUCAGAAUUAAACAUAAAAUGUAUAUGGGCACAUCCAUUUUUAAAUACAAAAUCUACUUAUUACAUUUUGUGUGCAUUCUUACCAAGGGUUAUUUUAGAAGCAUUUUUAAAUAGUAAAGGAAUAUUACAUAAUGAUAUAAAUGAUAAAGAUCAUAUAAAUAUGGUCAAUUCUGUAAAGGGGGAAGGGUUAGAAAAUAUGAAUUCUGAAAUGUGUGAAUUCAAAAAUUCCGAAAAAAAAAAAAAAAAAAAAAAAAGUUUUUAUGAUAGAUUAAAUGAAUUAGAUAUGGAAAAAAUCAAGAACGAUCAUCAUGAAAAUGAUAAUAUUAAUAAUUCUCAUAACAAUAUUAUCAAAUUAGAACAAGCAUAUUUCUCAAACUAUUCUACAUAUGAAUAUCCUUUAACCCAUCUUUUAAAUUUUAAUAAAGAGUGUGCAUAUGCCUUAAAUUAUAAUGAGAACCUUUUCAAAGAUAAUGAAAAUAAGCAAGACAAUAUCAACACAUGUAAUAAUAUGAAAGGUCAUAAUAAUUGUAACGAUAAUACAUCAUUAUCUUCUAAAGAUAGUAAUAACAAAUUUUUGUAUAUAAUAUUUAGUGAUAUUGAUAUAUUUCCAAGACAGUGCUAUUUAAUUUUAUGUUCAUACAAGUAUAUGUGUUUAAAUAUGCACUAUGAUACAGAUAAUUAUUCUGUUCAUUAUGAUUUAGAAAAUAUGAAAAAGGAAAACGUGGGGAAAACGACAGAGUUAUCUAAUAGUUGUCCUUGCAAAUGUAUGAAAUCUAUUCCCGAUGAUUCUGAAGAAUCCUAUGAGCGUAUAAUAGGUUUGAGUGAACUUUAUAUGUAUUAUAUGAUACCCAAAAGGGAGGAAAGGGAAAAUCUCGGCCUACUAAAAAGAAACGGUUGGAGAGAUUUAAUUUGCAGCACCUUUCUUGAAGAUGUACAUGAAAAUAUUAGUAGUAUCUUAAAAAUUAAAACACAUAUUAAUAAGGUAUCAGAACAUAUAUCUGUACAAAAUAGAAUUUAUGAAAAACGCUACACACCUAUAUAUAUAAAUAAAUAUGAAUGGUGUGGAUUAAAAUUGAAGGAUAUUCGUAACAUGCUUAACGAAGAUUUUAAUUAUGAUGGAAACGAUAAAUGA